AUGCUAUCACACGAGAAUGCUCAAUUUCGUGAACAACUUGGCUAUCAACCGCAUUCAGAUGGCGGAGGACCUGCGGACUUUGUCAACUCCAAUGGAAAACGUCCCAUGCUCGGCUCUGAUCGAUAUCGACCAGCAACGUCGAGUUCCCAUUCUAAUCAUACGCCUCAAGGCCCUGACCGUCUCACUCUACCACCUGGCCAGCAACCUCCUAGUCUAUCAUCAAACCGACCUCGAGCUGUGCCAAGUCAUGAACGGCCGGGAUCUAGCCGAUUCAAAGACAAAUACGCAUAUGCAGCUCCCCCUGCCCAACACCAUACUCAACCGCUGUCCUAUGCUCAAGCUGCUCCACGUCGCGCAAAACAGAACAUUGACUCGCAAUCGGCUCCCCAAGUACAGCCAAGAUUCAAGCCUGCUCAAAGCGCCGCACCUUCGGAUAAUAAUGCCCGAUCUAAGCCCCCUCUGACGCAAAUGCAGAAUCAGCCUUUCGCCCCCAAAGCACGAAAUAUGGGACCGCCUCCAACGCCGCAAAUAACGAACAGAGGACAAGUGCCGAUGUCCGCCCGACGAGGAAAUGCGAAUAAUCGAUCGCUCCCACCAGCCCAACGAUUUGCACCGCCUAUGGCCGACCAACAACGGUUUGCGCCGGCAACAGCCAGUGGCGCACCGCAGCGGUUUUCGUUAGAUGGUACUUCGACAUCGCAUGGGCAUGGUGGGAGUAUGAGGGGGGCACAACGAGCGCCAUUUGUCCCAGGUGGAUUUGGAUAA
Molecule: messenger RNA, 765 nt
Organism: Mycena indigotica
Lineage: Eukaryota; Fungi; Basidiomycota; Agaricomycetes; Agaricales; Mycenaceae
Product: RING-type domain-containing protein
Exons: 3
Coding region: 1-765 (254 amino acids)
Source: RefSeq, a predicted model, not a curated record